Molecule: messenger RNA, 252 nt
Organism: Protopolystoma xenopodis
Lineage: Eukaryota; Metazoa; Platyhelminthes; Monogenea; Polystomatidea; Polystomatidae
Source: the annotation of a GenBank genome assembly
AUGAGGCACUGCGAUCAGUCGCGAGGACAGUGUCCGUCUGUCAUGGAGGAAAUGUCAUCAGCCUACAGCUUGUUUAUCCAGACCCAUAUCGAGACAUCAGAUGGUUCUGUCUUCGAAACCGCCUCAGUUUGGCACAAGUCAUGCCAAACUCGUAAAAUAUCAUCUUCGGCGUAUGAGCAUCUUCUGAACUCCGAGGAGCUCAAGCUUUGCUCGGGGGCAAGCGAAUCUUUGGUCGUCAAGCCGAUGUUCUAA